AUGGGGGAUGAGGUGGAGCGGGUGAUCAAGCACAGGGACAUGGAGGGCGUCCCCACCAACCCCACCCGGCCCUGGGACUCGCGCGAGUUCUACGUCAAGUGGGCCCGGAACUCGUACCUGCACUGCUCCUGGGACACACUGGGCACGCUGAGCCAGCUGGCCGGCUUCAAGCGCGUGCUCAACUACUGCCGGCGCGUGGACGAGGCGCGCGCGCGUCGCGCCGCGCUCUCCGCCGAGGAGCGCGAGCUUUCAGACCUGCAGGCCGCGCUGCAGGAGCAGCUGGAGGAGGAGCACUCGCGCGCCCUGGCCGAGCAGCCGGCCUUCCUGCGCGGCGGCCGCCUGCGCGACUACCAGCUGGACUCCCUCAACUGGCUGUCCUACUCCUGGGCGCGCGGCGUCAACUGCAUUCUGGCCGACGAGAUGGGGCUGGGCAAGACGGUGCAGUGCGCCGCGCUGAUGGGCUGGCUGGCCCUUGCCCAGCGUGUCUCCGGGCCCUUCCUGGUGGUCGUCCCCCUCUCUGUGGUCCCCAACUGGGUCCGGGAGUUCGACAAGUGGGUGCCGCAGCUGGACACCGUGAUGGUGAUCAAGGACGCCGCCAUCCUGCGCCCCAUCCGCUGGAACUACCUGGUGGUGGACGAGGCGCAUCGCCUGAAGAAUGAGGACUCGGCGCUGUACCGUGAGCUGGCCGCCUGGAGCUUCAAGUCCAAGCUCCUGAACAACAUCCGUGAGCUCUGGGCCCUGCUCUCUUUCCUGGAGCCGGCCAAGUUCCCCAGCGCGGAGGAGUUUAUCGCCAAGUACGACACCACCGACUCCGAGCAGGUGGGGAAGCUGCACGCCAUCCUGCGCCCGCACCUGCUGCGCCGGGUGAUCAAGGACGUGGAGAGGUCGCUGCCACCCAAGACGGAGCGCAUCCUGCGCGUCGGCAUGACGCCGCUGCAGAAGCAGUACUACAAGUGGAUCCUGUCCAGGAACUACCAGGAGCUGAACAAGGCGAGUGAAGGCUCCAAGGCUCAGCUGACGCUGCUGAACAUCAUCAUGGACCUGAAAAAGUGCUGCAACCACCCCUUCCUCUUUGACUCGGCCGAGGAGAUAUACCGUCGCAAGGCCCAGUCCGACAUGGACGAGGCCUCGCGCCUGGUGCUGACCUCCGGCAAGAUGGUGCUGCUGGACAAGUUGCUGAAGCGACUGUAUGAGUCAGGGCACCGGGUGCUGGUCUUCAGCCAGAUGGUGAGGGUGCUGGACAUCCUGGCCGACUACUGCCGCCUGCGCGGCUACAGCACGCAGCGCUUGGAUGGGUCAACCCCAGCCCAGGCCCGGCAUGCCGCCAUGGAGGCCUUCAACGCCCCGGGCUCGAAGGACUUUGCGUUCCUGCUGUCCACCCGUGCAGGGGGCCUGGGCAUCAAUCUGGCCACGGCCGACACCGUCAUCAUCUUCGACUCAGACUGGAAUCCCCAGAACGACCUGCAAGCCAUGAGCCGGGCCCACCGCAUCGGCCAGAAGGACACGGUGAACAUCUACCGCUUCGUGACCUCCGGGUCGGUGGAGGAGGACAUCCUGGAGAGGGCGAAAGCCAAGAUGGUGCUGGACCACCUGGUCAUUCAGCGCAUGGACACCUCCGGCCGCACGGUCCUGGGCGGACCCCAGGGCGGGCAGUCGGGCACCAAGCUGUUUGGAAAGGACGAAAUGGCCGCCAUCCUGCGCUUCGGGGCGGAGGACCUGUUCAAGGAGGACGAGGCGGCCACAGCCUCCCAGGGCCAGGCGCUGUAUGAAGAGGAUAUCGACGCCAUCCUGGCCCGGUCUGAGGUGGUGGCCAGCGCCAAGGGGGCCGAGGGCGGGCCCGGGGCGGAGCUGCUGGGCGCCUUCAACGUCGCCACCUUCCAGACCUCGGAGAGCGACGCGGAGUUCUGGAAGCGGCUCAUACCGGAGUCGGAGGCCGCCGAGGCCAGCCAGGCGGCGCAGGGUGAGGAGGAGCCGGGCAUCCGAACAGCGCGGCUGCGGUUGCUGGAACCAGGCGGCAAGUCGCUCGCCGAGGAGGAUGACAAUGAGGACGGGGAGGAGGGUGAAGCCCCGGCCUGGAAUCCGGGUCCGAGAAAGAAGGGCAAGGCCGCCAAGGCCGCCGCCAGCGUGGAGGGAGCGCAUGCCCGGAUCUCACGCUGGCCGCCGCCGGUGGACGCCGCGGGGUUUGCGCCAGACCAAGCGGCGGUGGGGCCCCCGCCCUCCGGCUGGCCCUCCGCGCUUUCUAAGAAAGACGCCACGGCCUUCCUCCGUGCCGCACGCCGCUACCUGCACCCCGGCAGGCUGGCCGAGAUGGCAGCUGACACGGGGGGCCUGCUGGCUGCUGCCCCUCAGGAUGCGGUGCGGGCGCUCUGGUUUGGGCUGCGUAAGGGCUGUCGCGACGCAAUCGAGGCAGCCGCCGCGCAGGCGGGGCCGUCGCCGUCUGGCAGCGAGCGGGCGCCGGAGGCCCACCUGGACUUUUUCGGGGUAGAUGUCAAGGCCGCCGAGUUUGAGCACAUGGCCGUCGGCAUGUUCCUGCUGAAUAGCAAGCUGGCUGGGGCGGGGGGGCGUGGCCAGCCCGGCGGCUUCCGGCUGGAGCCGGGGGAGACCGCGCCGCAGACGCAGUGGAUGAAGGCGUGCGGCUGGGGCGCAGCCCAGGAUGCAUGCCUGCUGGUGGGCGUCCACCGACAUGGCAUCGGGCACUGGGACAGGCUGAUUGAGGACCCGGAGCUGGGUCUGGAGCCAUGGCUGGUGAACGCCGUGGGGCCGCCCAGCGCGGAGGGGAGGGAGGCCGGCGCAGCCAUGCCCAAAGCAUCUUUCCUGGAGACGAGAGUGCAUGCACUACUGCGCCAGCUGGAGAAGAUGCACCGGCGGCCUGUCAAGGCUGCGCCGGCACGGCGGCCGGGGUCCGCAUCGCCGGCGCCCAAGCGCGCCCCCGGCAGCGCACACCCUGCAGGAAAGAAGGGCGCCGGGGGCCCGUCGCCCCUAACCCUGGAGCAGGCCGAGACCUUGCUGGGCGGGGAGACCAUGACGCUGGUGCGAAAGCUACGGACCUUGGAGCGCAAGGGCGCCGAAAUGGCCGCCAGCCUCGUGGCGAUGAAGACAAAAAAAUAUUUGGGCGAUGUGGGCCGAAGGGUGGACGAGGUCGCAGGGGCCAGCAACGACCCACACCUGAAGGCCCGCCUGUGGGCCACAGUCUCCCUGUUCUCAGAGAACAAAUUCACUGGUGACAAGCUGGCCGAGGAGGCGGCGCGCCUGCAGAAGCCAUAG
Molecule: messenger RNA, 3264 nt
Organism: Auxenochlorella protothecoides
Lineage: Eukaryota; Viridiplantae; Chlorophyta; Trebouxiophyceae; Chlorellales; Chlorellaceae
Product: Chromodomain-helicase-DNA-binding protein 2
Exons: 16
Coding region: 1-3264 (1087 amino acids)
Biological process (GO): nucleosome organization; regulation of transcription by RNA polymerase II
Cellular component (GO): nucleus; chromatin
Molecular function (GO): chromatin binding; DNA binding; histone binding
Source: RefSeq, a predicted model, not a curated record